AUGCGGGGUCCCGGUGCGUCCCUGCGGGCGCUGCUGUGCCUGGCGGUGGCGCUGGCGGUGGGCGGGGGUCGCCCCGUGCGGCUCGAGAGGGUCCGGGCGGACGCGCGGGCCCUGACCCGGACCCUCAGCACGCGCCUGCAGCAGCUCCAGCUGUUCCCGCUGACCCUGCGCAUCUCGGGCCUGGAGGGGGUCCCGGAGGGGGCGCUCCCGGACGGGGGGGCGCCCCCGGGGCUGGGCUGGGCCGCCCAGCGGCUCCAGCUGUUCCAGCGGCUGCUGGCGGCGCUGCCCGGGGCCGACCUGCGCCUGGCCCAGGUGGCCAACGACCUGGAGAACCUGCGCAGCCUGCUGGCCGUGCUGGGCGCGCUGCUGGGCUGCCCCGCGCCCCGCGAGCCGCCCCCGGCGCCCCCCGCGCCGCCCAACGAGGCCCCGCACACGCUGGCCGGGGUGGCCCUGGCGCGGCUCCGUGGCUGCCUGGACGGGGUCGCCGCCCGCCUCGAGGGGGUCCCCGCGUGUUAG
This is a messenger RNA of Agelaius phoeniceus (red-winged blackbird), 516 nucleotides long. Lineage: Eukaryota; Metazoa; Chordata; Aves; Passeriformes; Icteridae. The record is from RefSeq and is a predicted model, not a curated record.